Molecule: messenger RNA, 558 nt
Organism: Sorghum bicolor (sorghum)
Lineage: Eukaryota; Viridiplantae; Streptophyta; Magnoliopsida; Poales; Poaceae
Product: protein argonaute 14-like
Exons: 1
Coding region: 1-558 (185 amino acids)
Source: RefSeq, a predicted model, not a curated record
AUGUGCGUGGCGCGGGGCACGGCCGCGGCGGCGCUCGUGGCGGCGUGCGCGGCCGCCGUCGGGGCCGGCGGUGGUGUUCGCGGCGCACGCGGUGGUGGGCGUCGGGGCGGCGGCCGCGGCCGCGGGAGCAGGACCGGCCGAGCGGCGCGCCUGGCGUCCGCGCAGCGCCGGCUGCGGCGUCUGGCCCGGGCGACGUGCGUGGCGCGGGGCACGGCCGCGGCGGCGCUCGUGGCGGCGUGCGCGGCCGCCGUCGUGGCCGGCGGUGGUGUUCGCGGCGCACGCGGUGGUGGGCGUCGGGGCGGCGGCCGCGGCCUCGGGAGCAGGACCGGCCGAGCGACGUGGGAGCAGGACCGGUCCGAGGCACUACGCGCGGCCGCUCCAGGCAGAACAGAUCCGGAGUUCAAAAAAACCUCUCACCUGAAGAAGCGCUCCAGGCAGCUUUCUCAACGAGCGGGGGUGUGGGCAGGGCCUCCUAGCGCAGGAGCUCUAGCCAGCGGCGUCAGACUGGCUUCCUGCCGCGUCCUCCUUGCGACUGGAUUAGGGAGCCAGGCAGCAUAG